UUUGGAAGACUGCUCGACCUGUGUCAUCCUAUUCAUAAAAAAUACCAGCUUGCUGUUACCAAGGUAUUCAGCAAAUACAUGACUGCUAUUGUUGUUGCCACUGAAAAAACAGCAAGAGAUUGCAUUCGGUUCCUAAAACAAGAACGAGCUGAACCUGAAACUUUUCUUGCUUUGGAUUACCUUGAUGUUAGACCAAUCAACGAGAAGUUAAGAGAGAUAAAAGGAGCUAAAAUGAUGGUGGAUGUUGUACAAACUCCAUUUGCUCCGCUGAAAAAAGUGAUUCAGUUUGUGAGUGGGAAUGGCUUGGUCUGUGAAACAGUUAAAGAAGCGAAACAGAUAGCGUUUGAUGGACCAGUGAGGUUGAAAACAGUGGCUCUUGAUGGAACUUUAUUUUUGAAAUCUGGAGUGAUUUCUGGAGGAUCAAGUGAUUUAAGAUUCAAAGCUAGAUGUUGGGAUGAUAAAGAAAUUAAUAAAAUGAAAGAAAGAAGAGAUAGCUUGAUUAAUGAGUUAAAGGACUUAAUGAAGAUCAAACGUAAGGAGGCUGACUUGAAGCAGUUACAUGCUCAAUGCCACGGAACUCAGACACGACUUAAAUAUUCACAGAGUGAAUUAGAGCUUAUUAAAAAGAAACAUCUCGCUAAUCUCUACACGGAAAAAUCAAAACUGGAAAGUGAACUGGUAAAUAUUGAGUCUCAGCAUGAUAUGCUGAAUGAAGGAGUAGCACAAAGAAAAGAAAGAAUAGAAGAAUUUCAGAAGAAAAUUAAUGAGGCUGAAGAUGCUGUUUUCCGGGAAUUCUGUGAAGAAAUUGGUAUAGAAAAUAUUCGUGUGUAUGAUCAAGAACGUAUGAGACAACAAGAGGAGAUUGAUAAGAGAAGACUGGAGUUUGAAAAUCAGAAGACACGACUAAACGUUCAGCUGGAAUAUGUUCGUGAUCAUCUACAAAAAUUAACAGACAUAGUCAGCAAGUUGAGGGAAACCAUUCGUAAAGACGAAGCUGAGAUUGUCGGGCUACAGAAGAAUGAGGAAAAGCUUCUAAGAAACGUGAAUGAAAUUGUGGAGAAGCAGCAACAUCUUAAGGACAGAUUAAGUGCUCAUAAGUCUGAGGUUACAAAAACCCAAAAUGAAGUUGAAGAGUUCAGAAGGACGUUGUUAACUCUUAAUAGGGAAGCUACAAAAUUACAAAAGGAAGCUACAGCUAUAGAAACCUCUCUGGAGGAGAAGAGAUUAAGGCGACAUAAUCUGCUUCUUGAAUGCAAGGUGCAGGACUUGAAAAUAAAGCUCCUCUCUGGAUCACUGGAUGACAUCAGUGAAGUAGAGCUAGGAACUGAAACAGAGGGCACUCAGACUACAUCAAGUAUCUAUGAAAGGGAAGAGGCAAUUCGGAUAGACUACAGCAGCCUAGCAGAAGACCUGAAGGACCUAGAGUCUGAUAAAGAUAUAAAGGAUCAGCUGACCCAGAUGCAGCAGGAAAUAAAAGCUAAAGAGAGUACUUUAAUGAAGACAGCUGCUCCAAACCUCAGAGCAGUAGAGAAAUUACAGCUAGCUCGGGACAAGUUCCAAGAAUCAAUAGAUGCUUUUGAGACCAGCAGAAAGGAGGCCAGAACGUGCAAGCAAGAAUUUGAACAGGUGAAAAAAAGGAGAUACGAGCUUUUUAGUCGGUGCUUUGAGCAUGCUUCCGUAGCUAUUGAUCAGAUCUACAAGAAACUCUGCAGAAACAGUAGUGCUCAGGCAUUCCUUAGUCCCGAAAAUCCUGAGGAGCCUUACCUGGAAGGCAUUGGUUUUAACUGCGUGGCUCCGGGAAAGCGCUUUAUGCCAAUGGACUGUUUGUCCGGAGGUGAAAAAUCUGUGGCAGCUCUGGCUCUUGUGUUUGCUAUACACAGUUUUCGGCCAGCACCUUUUUUUAUUUUAGAUGAGAUAGAUGCUGCCCUGGAUAACACAAACAUUGAUAAAGUAUCAAGUUUCAUUAGAGAACAGGCACACCAGCAAUUGCAAAUGAUAGUCAUUUCUCUAAAGGAAGAGUUUUAUUCCAGAGCAGAUGCAUUGAUUGGAGUGUGUCCAGAGCACGAUGACUUUAUGUUCAGUCGAGUACUGACUUUGGACCUUACCGAGUAUCCAGACGUCGAUGACCAGGAAAGAACAGAGAAGCACAAACGCAAUUCUGCGUCAGAAUAAAGCAUGGAUGAUUUGGGGCCAGGUGACAACAGCAACAACUGCGUUUACAGCUGACCUGCAAAUCUGAGUUUGAAU
Messenger RNA from Leptosomus discolor (cuckoo roller), 2247 nucleotides. The record is from RefSeq and is a predicted model, not a curated record. Lineage: Eukaryota; Metazoa; Chordata; Aves; Leptosomiformes; Leptosomidae.